AGUAGUAUACGACCUUCUUCUAAGCGCCAUCUUCCCUUAUUCCCACAUCCAAACACACUGAUUAGGUUUCCCAGUUCCCACAAUUUCAAUUCCAUCACUUCCACAGUGACAAACAUAGCGAGAUAGAUUACUUAUAUCAGCACUAGCCUUACUCUUCCCUCUAAUUUCGUCAAAAUCUAACCGCAAAAUAACCGACAGCUAGAAACACAGAGAACGAAUCGAACCCUGAUGGCAUCUAAAUUCGGGUUAGCCGGCGGUAUACCGGAGCGGCGGGUUCGACCAAUAUGGGACGCUAUAGAUUCUCGGCAGUUCAAGAACGCUCUCAAACAUUCGACUGGGCUGCUCGCGAAAUAUCCUAAUUCUCCUUACGCUCUUGCAUUGAAAGCUCUUAUCUUGGAGAGAAUGGGUAAAUCUGAUGAAGCAUUGUCCAUUUGCUUAAAUUCUAAGGAGCUUUUAUAUAAAAAUGAUUCAAUGUUAAUGGAUGAUCUCACACUCAGUACGCUUCAGAUUGUUUUUCAACGGCUUGAUCACUUGGAUUUGGCUACUAGCUGUUAUGAGUAUGCUUGUGGUAAAUUUCCAAACAACUUGGAACUAAUGAUGGGGCUUUUCAACUGUUAUGUUCGCGAGUAUUCAUUUGUCAAGCAGCAACAGACAGCCAUCAAAAUGUACAAGCUUGUUGGUGAAGAAAGGUUUUUGCUUUGGGCAGUUUGUAGUAUUCAGCUACAGGUGUUCUGCGGCAAUGGAGGAGAGAAACUGUUACUCUUGGCUGAAGGCUUACUUAAGAAGCAUGUUGUGUCGCACAGCUUGCAUGAACCAGAAGCUCUUAUUGUCUAUAUAUCCAUACUGGAGCAGCAAGCAAAGUAUGGUGAUGCAUUGGAAAUUCUCUCUGGCAAAUUAGGAUCCCUUUUGAUGAUUGAAGUUGAUAAGCUACGCUUGCAGGGGAGGCUGCUUGCCCAAUCAGGUGAUUAUGCUGCUGGAGCUGAUAUAUAUCAGAAGAUUUUAGAAUUAUGCCCUGAUGAUUGGGAGUGUUUCCUACAUUAUCUAGGCUGUUUGCUGGAAGAUGACAGCAGCUGGAGUAAGGGAGUGAACAAUGGUUCAAUUCAUCCCCCUAAAUUAGUGGAUUGCAAAAUCUCUCACUUGGCAGAUGAAGUGUUCAAUUCUCGUUUAUCAAAAGCAUCAGCUUUUGUGAAGAAGUUACAAGCAGAUGUGAAUAAUGACUUUAUUAGGUGUCCAUACUUGGCAAUUCUCGAAAUUGAAAGGAGGCGGCACUUAUAUGGAACAGGCAAUCAUCAUGAGAUAAUGGAUGCUCUAAUGCAAUAUUUUAUCAAGUUUGGUCACUUAGCUUGCUUCACUUCUGAUGUUGAGGUGUUCCUUCAAGUAUUAACUACAGAUAGAAAGAUGGAGUUUUUAGAGAAAUUGAUGAAAAGCUUCAACUACGUUGCAACAAUUCCCAGUAAAGUGCUUGGGCAGUCGAUAAAUGUAUUCAAAAUUCAACAGUUGAUUGGAAACAUAUGCAAGCAUCCUGUUGUUGAACUUGAGGGUUCUGCUGGAAAAAUGGUGGAGAUGUUCUGGAAAAGUCUUCCAUUGUCCAAGGACCUGGAUCCACAAGAAAGUAUGCAUGGAGAAGAGCUGCUAACUAUGACAUGCAAUGUGUUGGUUCAGUUAUUCUGGAAAACAAGACAUAUUGGCUACUUUAUGGAGGCAAUUAUGGUUUUGGAGUUUGGCUUGACUAUUCGCGGACAUGUGUGGCAGUACAAGAUCUUAUUGCUGCACCUGUAUUCACACUUGGGUGCCCUUUCAUUAGCUUAUGAAUGGUAUAAAUCUCUUGAUGUGAAGAAUAUAUUGAUGGAAACUGUUUCCCACCACAUUUUGUCCCAUAUGUUGCUUUCUCCUCAUUGGGUUGAUUUAAGUAAUCUACUGAAAGAUUACAUCAGGUUUAUGGAUGACCACUUCAGGGAAUCUGCAGACCUUACAUUUCUUGCAUAUCGCCAUAGAAAUUAUUCAAAGGUGAUCGAAUUUGUUCAAUUUAAAGAACAGUUGCAACGAUCAAAUCAGUAUUUAGUUGCAAGGGUUGAAUCAUCGAUUCUACAGCUAAAGCAGAAGGCUGAUAACAUUGAAGAAGAGGAGGUUGUUCUUGAAAGCUUGAAUUCUGGGAUUCACUUUGUUGAGCUUUCUAAUGAGAUCAGAUCCAAGACUUUGUCAUUCAAUGAAGAUUUUCAGUCACGGCCUUGGUGGACACCAGUUCCAGAGAAAAAUUAUCUUUUAGGUCCUUUUGAAGAAAUUUCGUAUUAUCCUAAACAGAACUUGGCGAGAGAAAGAGAAGAGAAUGUACGGAGGGUUAUUGAAAGGAAAUCCCUUCUCCCUCGGAUGAUCUAUUUAUCUAUUCAAAGCGCUUCUGUAUCAAUUAAGGAAAAUGCUGAAGUUAAUGGCUCUACAUCUGAACCUAAAAUCUCACAAGAGUUGAAGUUUUUGCUUGAGUGCUAUGCAAAGAUGUUGGGCUAUUCUCUAACCAAUGCUAUAGAAUUGGUUAUUGGAGUUUCUAGUGGCACAAAAUCGUCUGAGGCUUUUGAUUCAGACAUAGUUGACUGGCUUAAUUUUGCUGUGUUUUUGAACGCCUGGAACUUGAAUUCCCAUGAGCUCUCUCAGCCAGGUGGUGAUCAGUGUGGGUGUGGUAUUUGGUACAAUGUGGAUACUCUGCUAGCGAAGUAUAUUUCAGAGAAGGUCAGAUCCAUCGAGUCUCUUAUUUGCUCACCAAGGGGUGAUCUUCCAGUUUUAGUGCAGUUGGUUUCUGAGCCAUUGGCUUGGCAUGGUCUUAUAAUCCAAUCUUGUGUCCGAUCAUCUCUUCCAUCUGGAAAGAAGAAGAAGAAAGGUGGGUCCACAGAGCAGUCUACCUCUCUACUAUUUAGUACAAUACGAAAUUCAAUUGAUUCAUCCAAUGGUAUAGUUAAAGAGGUUGCAAAAUGGAUAAGAAAUCAGAUUAACAGAUCAGAAGAUGAGAUUUCGGAAACUAUCCUAUCCUCAUUUAGGAAUAAUGGACAGGAUGAAGGGCCCGGGAAGGUUUUUCAGACUCUGGAAAGCUUUAUCUCAUCCAUGGAUGAAGUUGAACUUGGUGGUCGGAUCUCCCAAGCAAUAAAGUCAUGGAGCCCUAUCGAUGUAGCAAGGAAGAUAGUGAUCGGCAAUUCUACAGUAUUGUCUGAGUUUCUUCAUAUUUGUGAGUCUAAAAUUAAGUUAUUGCAGGCGUUGAGACAGCAGAUAGCUCAAGUAUAAAGAGCAUGUUUGUGGUGCGAUCAGGGUUUCACGAGCUGAGCUUGCCCCGACUCGGGGGCACUGCACUUCAACUGCUUGUGUUUCGUGUUGAGUGCAAGUGUGUGCUCGACUCUUGUGUUUCAUGUGGAGUGCUAGUGUGUGCUUGACGACAGUUCUUUGGGCGCCUAUGGAAAUUUUGUGCAAGAUUUUUGGAUUGAAGUAAUGUAAACGAAAUGCUCUUUGUUUUAUUAUUAGUUCGAACAUUCUUUGCAUUUGCACAGGUUUGUAACUUUGUAUUCCGAGUGAUUUUUUGGGUGGCAAUGUAUCCAUUUUUUUUAUUUUCGUUCUGAAAAAUUAUAAACCGAUUUUGUAAUUUUUACUUUAUUUAUUGAACAAGAACUAAUGAUGGCAA
This is a messenger RNA of Jatropha curcas, 3658 nucleotides long. RefSeq names its product Tetratricopeptide repeat (TPR)-like superfamily protein. Gene Ontology annotation, biological process: N-terminal peptidyl-methionine acetylation. The record is from RefSeq and is a predicted model, not a curated record. NCBI's taxonomy places the organism in Eukaryota, Viridiplantae, Streptophyta, Magnoliopsida, Malpighiales, Euphorbiaceae. Gene Ontology annotation, molecular function: protein binding. Gene Ontology annotation, cellular component: NatB complex; cytoplasm.